Molecule: messenger RNA, 4403 nt
Organism: Entelurus aequoreus (snake pipefish)
Lineage: Eukaryota; Metazoa; Chordata; Actinopteri; Syngnathiformes; Syngnathidae
Gene: klhl12
Product: kelch-like family member 12
Exons: 12
Coding region: 544-2883 (779 amino acids)
Molecular function (GO): protein binding
Source: RefSeq, a predicted model, not a curated record
GCCGCCGUCCUUGGUGGCAAAGAAUACACAAGUAUUCACACAUACAACAUGGCUGAAAGUCCUCCGGAAUAAAACGAGGAGUUUUAAAAACUUACACGCCGAAACGGAUAACUUUAAGCGAGCGGUAUCAGUCACUUUACCAUUUCUCUGGCAGCUGUGUGGACCGAGCAGCGUGCGCGCGCACGGAAGACAUCUUCCCCACUGCGUGCUGACGCCACUCGUGUAGCGUGCACGUACACGUACGUAGUGGUGUGUUUACGUUCAGCCAGUCAGUGGAGCCAUUCAGAACUGCAGUUCUUUAAAAUGUUCUUGGUGUAAAUUGAGAUUUGGACACAUUUUCUCAAACUUGAAGAUGCGAGGAUUUUGUGAUCUGUCAACAUGGACUGAGAAGAGUUCAAAGGCUUUAUCCAGGCUGUCUGGGACAAGGGGCUUUGAUGCAAAGGCUUGCUAGCAAAGAAACUUAGCUUGACGCUUUGAUUCAGCUUUGACACAGCGACAGAUUCUUGGAGUGGUUUGAGAGCACUGAAAGACUCUCAAUGCAGCAUGGCUCCCAAGGAAAUCAUGACCAACUCCCACGCCAAGUCCAUCCUCAAUGCCAUGAACUCUCUCCGCAAGAGCAACACACUGUGCGAUAUAACUUUAAGGGUGGAAAAUGCCCAUUUUCCAGCUCACCGGAUUGUCUUAGCUGCCUGCAGUGACUAUUUCUGUGCCAUGUUCACCAGUGAGCUUUCAGAAAAGGGGAAAUCAUUUGUGGACAUUCAGGGGCUCACAGCAUCAACUAUGGAGAUCCUGCUGGACUUUGUGUACACAGAGACAGUUCUGGUUACUGUGGAGAAUGUACAAGAACUGCUACCAGCAGCGUGCUUGCUUCAACUUAAAGGGGUGAAAAGAGCGUGUUGUGAAUUUUUGGAGAGUCAACUCGACCCGUCAAACUGCCUGGGCAUACGUGACUUUGCUGACACCCACAAUUGCCUCGACUUAAUGCAAGCUGCCGAGCUCUUUUCCCAAAAGCAUUUCUCCGAGGUGGUUCAGCACGAGGAGUUCAUGCUUCUGAGCCAGACAGAAGUGGAAAAGCUCAUAAAAUGUGAUGAAAUCCAGGUGGAUUCAGAGGAGCCUGUAUUUGAAGCUGUGCUAAACUGGGUCAAACACAACCGAAAAGAGAGAGAGCCACAUUUGCCAGACAUGCUGGUGUUCGUCCGAAUGCCCCUGCUGACCCCGCGCUACAUUACAGAUGUCAUUGAUGCCGAGCCCCUUGUACGCAGCAGCCUGCCGUGUCGAGACCUUGUUGAUGAAGCAAAGAAAUUCCAUCUGAGACCAGAGCUGAGGAGCGAGAUGCAAGGCCCGCGCACACAAGCUAGAUUAGGUGCCAAAGAAAUCCUUCUGGUCAUUGGUGGAUUUGGCAGCCAGCAAUCACCAAUUGACAUAGUUGAGAAAUAUGACCCGAAAACGCAAGAGUGGAGCUUUCUUCCAAACAUUGCAAGGAAAAGGCGUUACGUUGCCACAGUGUCUCUCCAUGAUCGGGUUUAUGUGAUUGGAGGUUAUGAUGGACGAUCAAGGCUCAGCUCUGUGGAGUGUCUGGACUACACGGCAGACGAGGAUGGUGUGUGGUACACCGUUGCUACCAUGAAUGUGCGUCGUGGCCUCGCUGGCGCCACAACACUUGGAGACAUGAUCUAUGUUGCCGGUGGCUUUGAUGGCAGCAGACGCCACACAAGCAUGGAACGAUAUGACCCUAAUAUUGACCAGUGGAGCAUGCUGGGAGAUAUGCAGACAGCUAGAGAAGGUGCUGGUCUGGUAGUGGCCAGUGGACUGAUAUACUGUCUUGGUGGAUAUGAUGGACUCAAUAUACUUAAUUCAGUAGAGCGGUAUGACCCACACACAGGCCACUGGACAAGUGUCACUCCGAUGGCCACAAAGCGCUCGGGGGCCGGUGUGGCUUUGCUCAAUGACCACAUCUAUGUGGUUGGAGGCUUUGAUGGUGUUUCGCACCUCGACUCUGUUGAGGUCUAUAACAUCAGAACAGACUAUUGGACCACUGUGACCAGUAUGACCACUCCUCGAUGCUACGUAGGAGCAACUGUCCUCAGAGGACGUCUCUAUGCCAUUGCCGGUACAGAAACCGCCCUGGUCAGGGUCACUAACGACCUCCUGAUGGCGGCGGAUGCCGGCUCCCCCUCUCUGUUAAUCCUACUGGACCUUACAGCCGCAUUUGACACUGUCGACCACAACAUCCUAAUCAGUCGCCUUCAAUCCACCAUCGGUCUCAACAAUACAGCACUACAGUGGUUCAAGUCCUACAUCUCCGGUCGGUCAGAAUAUGUCUCCCUGGGAGGUUCACAUUCGCGCACCCUGCCUGUCACCUGCGGUGUACCCCAGGGAUCUGUCCUCGGCCCCACCCUGUUCACCUUGUAUCUACUACCCCUUGGCCGUAUCAUCAGCAGGCAUGGAAUUUCCUUCCAUUGCUAUGCUGAUGAUACACAGCUCUACCUGCAAACAAUGCAAACCUCACCCUCAUUUCCAACGCCCCUCUCCAUUCUCACCACCUGCCUGGAGGAGAUAAAGGCAUGGAUGAGCAUCAACUUCCUGCAGCUCAAUAGCUCAAAAACAGUGGUCAUGAAAAUAGGCACCCCACACCAGAUCAACACAUGCCCCAUAACCAGCAUCACCUUCUCUGGACAGGACCUGCCACUCUCCCCAGUUGUGACCAACCUGGGAGUGAAAAUGGACCCCCACCUGAACUUUGAAGCCCACAUCAACUAUCUGCGCAAAACCUCUUUCUUUCACCUCCGCAACAUCUCAAGACUCCGCCCCUCACUCAGACCUGCCACUCUCCCCAGUUGUGACCAACCUGGGAGUGAAAAUGGACCCCCACCUGAACUUUGAAGCCCACAUCAACUAUCUGCGCAAAACCUCUUUCUUUCACCUCCGCAACAUCUCAAGACUCCGCCCCUCACUCACCCCAGCCGACACUGAAAGACUCGUCCAUGCCUUCAUCUCCUCCAGGCUUGAUUACUGCAACGCACUCCUCGUCAGGGUCCCCAAAAAGAGCAUCAAAAAGCUCCAGUACAUUCAAAACAGCGCAGCGAGGAUCCUGACGAGAGUGCGCAAGCGUGAUCAUAUCACACCUAUCCUCAAAUCACUCCACUGGCUCCCUAUUGCAUCCCGGACCCAAUUUAAGAUCAACCUGCUCACUCACCAAUGCAUCUACGGCAACGCCCCCUCCUACCUCAAGGACCUAGUUUCCCCUCAACCCCCUACCCGCAGCCUCCGCUCCUCAAACACUAACCUCCUCAAACACUAACCUCCUCAAACCCAUCAGGACAAAGUUACAAUCUAUGGGCCGCCGGGCUUUCUGCUCGACCGCUCCCGAACUUUGGAACGCUCUCCCCGACCAUCUUAGAGCACCACAGUCGGUCGACCAUUUUAAGAAGGGACUAAAAACCCACCUUUUUAGCACAGCUUUUAUCUAAUUUCUCUGCCUUCUUGUUUUUAAAUGCACUGCUUGCUUAUCUGUUUUUUUUAUCCAGUGCUUUCAGGCUCUUAUUUCUACUUUAUCUAUGUUUCUGUUUUAUCUAGUGUGUGUCAUGAUUCAUUUCUAUUUUAAUUUUUUAUUAUAUAUUCUUACUUUCCAUUUUUAUUUUUAAUACUUUGUAGCACUUUGAGAUUUUAACAAAUGUAAAGUGCGUAACAAAUGCAAUUCAUUAUUAUUAUUAUUAUUAUUAUUAUUAUUGGUGUUGGAGUUGUCAGACUUUUUGUGUGGCUGUAAACGCAUCACUGGCUAAGUGCCAUAUGUGCAAGUGAGAAAGAGCGAGCGGCUGCUGUUGAUAUAACAAAAUUGCUUUUGGUCUGGUUUGUACUGCAGAAAAUGACCACUUUUGCUAGAUAUAAUUUUUUUUACUAAUGUUUUGGUGAUGUGUUUAUGGCCGACAAUAAAGAGUUUUGCUCAGUAAAGUGAUGGAUGGAAUUCAUGUCCACAAAGCGUCUCGACAGACGUUACAAUAUUUGAACAAUGAUGACGAAAACUGUUUUCUCUGUCGUGUCCGUGUGUCGAAAAUUGUUAUGCGCUUAUUUUUUUAUUUGAUUUUGUGCGUGGCAUAGAUUUGCCGUGCGCAGAGGACGCUUGAGCAGUGCGCAAUUGCACAGGCGCGCACCUUAGAGGGAACGUUGCCAAUAGGUAAGAAAAGUUGGUUUUGUAUAAUGGGUCUCCUUUAAGUUCGGGUACGCUCCUUUAAGUUCGGGUACGCUUAAGUCAGACCUGGGCAUUGUAUGGCCCGCGGGCCGCAUCCGGCCCUUUGCGCAUCCCUGUCCGGCCCGCGUGAGGCCAAUCAUAAAUUACCAAAUAAAUGUCAAAAAGUAUCUAUGUCGAGUGUGCAAUACAACGGUGCUGCUUUUGUUUUGAAAAG